AUGGCGCCGGGUGAGGGAGGCUACCGCCAAAUCAACAAGGCUCUUAACAUAUGUGCCUUUGAAGAAUACCUGGAAAGCCAGCAGAAGACCCUGCCCACAUUGCCUGAUGUCGAGCAGUUCACACUGCAGGGAACAAACACAUUCAUCGUCGGGACGGGUUCCGAACGCAUCCUCGUUGAUACAGGUCAGGGCAUUCCAGAUUGGGCAGAUCUCAUCCAUGACACUCUCGCCCGCCACGGAAUUUCACUCUCCCAUGUGCUUCUCACUCACUGGCAUGGAGACCACACGGGUGGUGUCCCCGAUCUGAUUCGCAUGUAUCCGCAUCUCGCUUCGGCAAUCUACAAGCACACACCGAGCAAAACACAACAGCCGAUCGUGGACGGCCAACUCUUUGUGGUUGAAGGCGCCACCGUGCGUGCAUUGCAUACUCCCGGCCACUCCAGCGACCACAUGUGUUUCAUUCUCGAGGAAGAACAGGCCAUGUUUACAGGGGAUAACAUACUUGGACACGGGACAUCAGCCGUGGAGCAUCUCAGCACUUGGAUGGACACACUAUACAAGAUGCAGUCCGAGGACUGCGUCAAAGGCUAUCCUGCUCAUGGAAUUGUCAUUAGCGACUUGCGGAUUAAGAUCAAGGGCGAGCUGGCUCAAAAGCUGCAGCGCGAACGACAGGUCUUGAAAGCCCUCGUUCGGGCCAAACAUGAAGAGAGGGCCCGCCAAGGACGAAGCAACGGCAGCGUGACGGUCAAGCAGCUUGUGACCACCAUGUAUGGGAAUGGGGUGGGGGCAGGGGUAAGGGAGUUGGCGCUGGAACCAUUCAUAGAUGAGGUCCUACGGAAACUGGCUGAGGACGGCGCCGUCGCGUUUGAGAUUCGGGCGGGAGUGAGAAAGUGGUUUGCCCUUGAGACCGUCUGA
This is a messenger RNA of Aspergillus udagawae, 915 nucleotides long. It is a transcript of the gene tpcB, whose product is annotated as metallo-beta-lactamase type thioesterase tpcB. The record is from RefSeq and is a predicted model, not a curated record. Gene Ontology annotation, biological process: secondary metabolite biosynthetic process. Bases 1 to 915 code for a protein of 304 amino acids. NCBI's taxonomy places the organism in Eukaryota, Fungi, Ascomycota, Eurotiomycetes, Eurotiales, Aspergillaceae. The transcript is spliced from 2 exons.